GAGUUACCUAGCACCUUGCACUUCGUCAUUCACUGCUGAUUAUUACCGUCGGUCGACAUUUACCUGAAAGGCCAGCUCUCGCACUUUGCCAGCCACUUCUUGCUACGCACUUCGUUUGCUUGCUUCACCAGCAUACCCGCACCUGCCUCUUAUAGAAGGCCCGCCUGUCGACAUGUUCCACUCCAACUAUUACGACGAAGACGACCCGAUGGCUAUGUACCAGCAAGCCAUGCUGCGCCGCGGCGGCGCUCCCCGGCGCUUCGACGAGUACUUCCGCUGCUAUCCCAUCGCCAUGCUCCCGGGACCGGAUCGCGAAGAGGCAAACCAUGGCGGCAAGGUGUUCCUCCCGCCCAGCGCGCUGGACAAGCUCACUAGGCUGCACAUCACAUAUCCUAUGCUCUUUGAGCUCAUAAAUGGCGCAAAAGACGGAAAGAAGACACAUGCCGGUGUGCUGGAGUUCAUUGCAGAGGAGGGAAAGAUCUAUCUGCCAUACUGGCUUAUGCAGACUCUGCUACUUGAGCCAGGGGACCUCCUGCAAGUCAAGUCCACCGACGUCCCCCUCGGAACCUUCAUCAAACUGCAGCCUCAGGACUCUUCUUUCCUCGAGAUAUCAGAUCCCAAGGCAGUAUUAGAGAACGCCUUCCGGAACUUCGCUUGCCUUACCAAGGGGGAUGUCUUCACAUUCUCCUAUAACGACAACGUGUAUAGCAUCGCCGUGCUCGAAACGAAACCGGCACAUUCCAGCAACGCAAUAUGCACGUUAGAGACAGAUCUGUCUGUCGACUUUGCGCCGCCGGUUGGCUACGAGGAGCCAAAGCGCACGAGUGGCACCAGUACACCACGGAGCGGCAAGGGAGUCAUGGCUGGCAAAGGAGGAACGCUCCAUUCGCAGGGCACAAUGGCGCAAGCGAUCAACUACGCGGCUAUCGCACCAUCAGCAACCACAGCCGCUGCUGGCGCGAAAGCAACGUCGUCGAACUUCCUGUCAACGGGCCACAAGCUGAGCUCGAAGAGGGGAAGCAAGGCACCCACGCCGCAGGCUUCAACACCAGUCGCCGGGCAAUCGACGAAUGCCCCGCCGCCAACAAUACGGAGGACCAAUGGCCCGCAACCGCUUAGGUUACCACCCGGGAAGCUUUUCUUUGGGUAUGAGGUCAAGCCGCUAAAGAGCAAGGAAGGUGCCACGGAGGAGGAAUCAAACAACUUCGAGGGCCAAGGUCAGACCCUCCGCAAAAAGAAGGGCGACAAAUGAGGCGGCUAUUCAUAACACGUUUGGCGGUUCAACAACUAUCGGGUAUUGCGGGUCCAGGGCGUGAUCACGCAUCUGCAAGGCAUCUGAUGGCGCUGACUCAAGACGUGGGUGGAUCGGCGCGCGGAGUUCAUACAUAAGACUAUAGGAAAUAGGAAUGGAAAUGGCUGCCCGAUCACGAGC
Messenger RNA from Trematosphaeria pertusa, 1432 nucleotides. RefSeq names its product ubiquitin fusion-degradation protein. Lineage: Eukaryota; Fungi; Ascomycota; Dothideomycetes; Pleosporales; Trematosphaeriaceae. Gene Ontology annotation, cellular component: VCP-NPL4-UFD1 AAA ATPase complex. The transcript is spliced from 3 exons. Gene Ontology annotation, molecular function: polyubiquitin modification-dependent protein binding. The coding region runs from base 173 to 1252 and encodes 359 amino acids. The record is from RefSeq and is a predicted model, not a curated record.